Messenger RNA from Trematosphaeria pertusa, 1554 nucleotides. RefSeq lists its product as uncharacterized. The transcript has 3 exons. NCBI's taxonomy places the organism in Eukaryota, Fungi, Ascomycota, Dothideomycetes, Pleosporales, Trematosphaeriaceae. Bases 293 to 1381 code for a protein of 362 amino acids. The record is from RefSeq and is a predicted model, not a curated record.
GUGCUUCCCCGGACCUGUUUGUGUCGGCUAGUGCUUGCAUACUCUGGGAAAGGGUGAGGGUAGUGCGCUACAGAAGCUUCACCGUAGCGACUGCUCGAAGGCAGGUCUGCUGAUGGAUUUCAGUAUGACGUAUGUUGAGAAGCAGACUCACAUAACUAUAUAAUGCGCUCCAUCCACAGCCAUUGAACAUUCUCCAACACUGCACUACUUCAGCUUCGGUACACCCGCACAAGCUCUCAAGUCUACAACUCAGCCACUCAAACAACAAUCCAAACAGACCCACAUCGUCAACAUGGAGAAGAUCAAGCAGAAGGUCGAGCAGGUCUUGCACAAAGACUCCGCUCACUCCAACACCACGGGCACCACGGGCACCACGGGCACCACUCAUGGUAAUUAUGGAGGUGAUCCGUCCGGGCCUCAUUCUUCGCACAUGGCAAAUACAGCCGAUCCUCGCAUCGAUAGUAACGUUCACGGAGGUUCCGGGAACACGCACGCCAUGGGUGGUGGAUACGGGACUGAUCCGUCUGGCCCUCACUCAUCGCAUAUGACCAACAAGGCCGAUCCGCGGGUCGAUAGCGACUAUUCUGGAGGUAUUGGAAAUACACGCGCCACGGGCGGCGGGUAUGGAACGGAUCCUGGAGCCGGAAACAUUGCCUCAACCGGAGGCUACCGCUCGCACGAAACGACGGGUGCUACUGGCUCUGACCCAUCGGGCCCACAUAACAGCCGACUGGCGAACAAGCUGGAUCCGCGGGUGGGUUCUGACAAUACUGGAACGUACGGAAACACUUCUGGAACGAGCGGCCAGGAAUAUGGCCAUACCGCAGGCACGGGAGUACCUCACACCGGCCAUGCAGGCGGGCUCACUGGCACGACUGCCAAUGAUCCGACCGGCCCUCACUCCUCUCGCCUGGGUAACACGGCUGAUCCGCGCGUUGACUCCUCUAGAGUCGGGGGAUAUGGCAACACUGCUGGUACAGGUGGACCUCGCACCGGUCAUGGUCUUGCUGGAACGACCGGAGGUGAUCCUACCGGCCCGCACUCGUCACAUCUGGGCAACACGGCUGAUCCGCGCGUCGACUCAUCCACAGUCGGUGGAUAUGGCAACACUUCUGGUACAGGAGGACCUCAAACCGGCCAUGGUCUCACGGGUGCGGGUAUGACCGGGUCCGGAGUGGGUGGUCAUGGCUACGGCAAUACUGCACAGACAGGCGGUGCUCACACCGGCGCUGGAAUGACCGGGGCUGGCAUGGGUGGUCCUGGAUCAGCUCCCGAUACGGCCGGACCUCAUAAGUCGAACCUCAUGAACAAGAUGGAUCCUCGCGUCGACGCUGAUCGGGACGGGUCCAAGACGUACGGCGGCGACCGCACCUACGGUUAAACCACUCUGACCGCACGAUGGAGGAGAUGGAUGAUGGAUGGUCGACGAUGAUAUCCCGGCAUGGCUAAUGGAAGAAUGCCUUUCAGAUGUUAUGACUUUUGCCAUGGGAUCGUGGACAAAAAUCCCUUCUGCGUAGUGUAUUAUAGUUGACAUGAAAUAAUUGAUAUCACGUC